AUGCCGAAAAUGAUGCACAUCACAUCAGCAGCCGUUCUACUACUGAGCUGCACAUCUGCCUCACCCCUUCCAAAUCCACCUGGCUUCACUCCAGGCAUGCAAAGCCAGAUGGACGCCAUGAUCGCAACCGAGGUAGCCGGUCUCACAGCCGAGCGAGAGAACUCCAUGCCCACCACAAAGUCCAAUUUCGCCCAAGCCGGCAUCAAAGCCCCCGUCGAAUCGGUCUUCGCGCCCGCCAACCCCUGGGACAUCCUCGAGCAACCCCUCGCCCAGGCCGCCAUGGACAAGAUGAGAUCCAACUACGUCAGCCUGGGAGGCCCCGAUCUCACGGGAGAAGACAUUCCCGUCGUGUACGCUGAGCCGAUCAAUGCUGCGAAUAGAGCUACUGGUGUGCCGGUCGAUCUGCUCGUUCACAUCAUUUGGAAUGAGAGCAAGGGACAUCCGUUGGUGCCGAACGGUGGCUUAAUGCAGAUCGAUGAUGACGUGCAAUGGGGACUGAUGAAGGACAAGAAUCCGGCGUUGAUGAGUCGGUAUAACGUUGCGGAUAACAUCAUGGCAGGCGCGAUGGUCAUGGCGGCCAAAUGCAUCACGAUCCCGAGUACGGCUAGCGAAGGACAGUGGUGGGAUACCUAUAAUGGUCCAUACAAGGGAGGAGCUUGA
Molecule: messenger RNA, 660 nt
Organism: Lecanosticta acicola
Lineage: Eukaryota; Fungi; Ascomycota; Dothideomycetes; Mycosphaerellales; Mycosphaerellaceae
Source: the annotation of a GenBank genome assembly